Molecule: messenger RNA, 4259 nt
Organism: Anolis carolinensis (green anole)
Lineage: Eukaryota; Metazoa; Chordata; Lepidosauria; Squamata; Anolidae
Gene: dennd1a
Product: DENN domain containing 1A
Exons: 25
Coding region: 142-3297 (1051 amino acids)
Biological process (GO): endocytic recycling; endocytosis
Cellular component (GO): clathrin-coated vesicle; cytosol
Molecular function (GO): phosphatidylinositol phosphate binding; guanyl-nucleotide exchange factor activity
Source: RefSeq, a predicted model, not a curated record
GCAAGCCUCGCGGGGCACUUCCGGCCCGCCGCUAGUCCGCUUCCCCCGCCUUCGCCGCCCGCUCGCUCGCCCGCUUGGACGGAGGGGAUGGCGUGAGCGGCGCGGAGCCGGAAGUGGCCCCUCGGAGGCAGGCCGGGCGACAUGGGGACCCGCGUCAGGCAAAACCCGGAAGCGACCUUUGAAGUCUACGCCGAAGUGACCUAUCCGGUGGCAACAGGCACAGAUCCUGAGGUGCGGAGGCAAUUCCCGGAGGACUACGGUGACCAGGAAAUUCUACAGACGCUGACCAAGUUCUGCUUCCCUUUCUAUGUGGACAGCAUCACCGUCGGCCAGGUCGGCCAGAACUUCACUUUCGUGCUCACAGACAUCGACAGCAAGCAGCGGUUCGGGUUCUGCCGCCUGUCUUCCGGGGCCAAGACCUGCUUCUGCAUCUUAAGUUACCUCCCUUGGUUUGAAGUCUUCUAUAAACUGCUCAACAUCUUGGCAGACUAUACGGCCAAAUCCCAGGACAGCCAGUGGUAUGAACUUCUCGACACUCUCUACAAACUGCCCAUCCCUCAGCCUGGCUCUUCUGUUCAUCUCAGCGUGCACUCUUACUUUACCGUGCCCGACAUCAGAGAACUUCCCAGCAUACCUGAAAAUAAACCUGACCGAGUAUUUUGUGGCCGUGGACGUCAACAACAUGCUGCACCUCUACGCCAGCAUGCUGUACGAGCGGCGCAUCCUCAUCUGCUGCAGCAAGCUCAGCACCGUGAGUGGGAGAGGCCAAUGGGUGCUCCGGUUGACGGCCUGCAUCCACGGCUCCGCGGCGAUGCUCUACCCCAUGUUUUGGCAACAUGUUUACAUCCCUGUGCUGCCCCCACACCUCUUGGACUACUGCUGCGCGCCAAUGCCCUACCUCAUCGGGAUACACUUGAGCCUCAUGGAGGGACGGGAAACCGCCUCUCCCAGGCUGCAUUUAAAGUGAGAACGAUGGCCCUGGAAGACGUGGUCAUCCUCAACGUGGACACGAAUACGCUGGAAACGCCGUUCGACGAUCUUCAGAGCCUUCCGAACGACGUGGUGUCCGCACUGAAGAGCAGGUUGAAGAAGGUCUCCAUGACCACAGGAGACGGCGUGGCCAGAGCGUUCCUGAAGGCCCAGGCUGCUUUCUUCGGGAGCUACAGAAGCGCCCUGAAGAUCGAGCCCGGAGAGCCCAUCACGUUCUGCGAGGAGACCUUCGCCUCCCACCGCUCGGCCACCAUGCGCCAGUUCCUCCAGAACGCCAUCCAGCUCCAGCUCUUCAAGCAGUUCAUUGAUGGCCGCCUCGAUCUCCUCAACUCUGGAGAAGGCUUCAGCGACGUCUUCGAGGAAGAGAUCAACAUGAGCGAAUAUGCCGGUAGCGAUAAGCUGUACCACCAGUGGCUGUCGACGGUGCGGAAAGGAAGCGGUGCCAUUUUGAACACGGUCAAGACCAAGGCCAACCCCGCCAUGAAGACGGUCUACAAGUUUGCCAAAGACCACGCCAGGAUGGGCAUCAAGGAGGUGAAAAACCGCUUGAAGCAAAAGGACAUUGCCGAGAACGGUUGCGCCACGGUUCCGGAGGACACCCUGCCCCGCACCGCCCCGUCCCCGCCAGAGGACAAGAGAGACCCCAGGCUCCGAGAAGAACGCCGGCCCAUCACGGUGCACUUUGGACAGCAAAGCACCCGGCCGGAAAGACCGCCUCCACCCAAGAUCCACCGCUCCUCCAGGCCUGUCCGCCCUCCCCGGCCCCACGUCUCCCGGAGGCCCAAGAGCAACGUUCCUCUCGACGGGCGACGGACCUCGGUCUCCAGUCCGGAGCACCUGGUCAAGCCCACGCGCCACUACACGGUCUUUCUCUCGGAGGACUCUUCCGGCGACGAGGAGUUUCCCCAGGAGGACGACCCAGGCUCGGCCUUCUCUGACAGCUUCCUCUUCUCCGCUCCCUUUGAAUGGCCGCAGCCGUAUCGCACCCUGAAGGAGUCGGACAGCGCGGAGGGAGAGGGAGGGUCCGUCCCCGCCAGGCCCCGCGCCGGGCCCCCCACGCCGGACAGCCCGGCCGAGGUCAGCCUCCUGGAGAGCCUCUUCUCCGGCCUGGACGUGGACACGGGGGCCCCACCACCACUCAGCCAGGCCAGAAGCCUCGAGGACCUGAGGAUCCCCAGCCAGGAAGCAGAGCGGACACCCACCUUCGACUACCAGAGGAUGGACCCCGGUGGCACCUCCGAGAAGCCCUGGCCCUCCCCGGGGAUGAAGCCCCCGCCCCCGUACCGGCCGCUGUGGGGCCUGGGCCAGGACGACAUGGCCCUUCCCAGCCGAUGCGCCCAGCGCUCCCCCGAGCGGUCCCUGGCGCCCCCGGUCCCCCCGCGGCCACGCAGCAGAGACGGCACCCUGGACGCGGCCGAGAAGGACCUGGUGGGCGGCCCCCCCUCCCCCCAGGGGAGCAUCACCAUCCCGCGUCCGCAGGGCAGGAGGACCCCCGAGGUGGGCAUCGUCCCCCCGCCGCCUGCGCCCCGGCCGACCAGGCAGCUGCCCCUUCCGGACACGGGGGCCUCGGAGCUGAGCGCCCCUCUCGAACCCACAUUCCGUCAGCCGGCCGGGUUCAACGCUCACCACGCGGGGGGCGCGACUGAAAUGCUCCAGCCGGUCAGGGUCACCGUGGAGGGUGCCGACCGCGACAGCGACUUCCUCCUGACCCUCCUGGACCCCUUGAAAGGAGGGGGGUCCGGGAACCUCCUGGGCUUCCCUCCCACCGCAGGGGACCUCGUGCCCCCGGUGCCGCCGCUGUUUGGCCACCCUCUGGCCACCCCUCCCUUCGCCCCGCCGUCCUCCCUCAACCCGUUUGUGCCGGCGGUGCCCUUGUCCCUGGCCCGGCCCCCCGGGAGCCCCUUCGCCCCUUCGCUGGGCCACGCGUACAGCUCCGGCUUCAUCACGUCCGCCUCGACCUUCUACCCACCACAGAGGCCUCCGCCCAACCCGCUGGCGCUCUCCAUGCCCAACCUCUUUGCCCAGUCCCCGGUGGCCCCGGUGCCUUCCCCGAGCGCCACCCCGUACCCGGCGCAGCUUCCGGGCCCUUCCAAAACCCGGACACUGCCCCUGGCCGGUUCGGCCUCCAAAGCAGAAGCCAAGGCCUGGUUGGCCGAGCGGCCCGUCGACCUCCCACUGCCCCCCCUCAAGGCCCGGCCGCAGGUGAAGGACCCCUUCGAAGAGCUGCUCGCGAAGACCAAGCAGGAGGUCUCGGUCACGCCGGGAAAAGUGGAGCAGCUGAGGCGGCAGUGGGAGACCUUCGAGUGACCCGCCGGCGGGAUGCCUUCCCAGGUUGCGCCAAUGCUGAGCCAAUGCAGAGCCACCACGUUCCACGGGCACGGCCAGGAGCCCUCACCCCGCGGCCGGUGACGGUGCUGCUGGUACUACGUCCUGACCCAGAGCACAUCCCAGGGAAUCCUCGCCCAGAGUCACCCUCGCCUUUCAGGCCUGGCCGGUCGCCCAAAGAUGGCUCGGGUAUGGGCACAGGGGUUAUGAGCCCUUCCCUUCCCUCUUCCAAAUUCCAAAUGACUGGAUUGGAGUGGUCAGUUGCUCACUGACAUUCUGUUUGUUUCUGCAAUCAUGGUCCACUUCUCCACUUCCGAGGUGACUCGACUUCCGAGGUGACUCGACUUCCGAAGUGACUCGACUUCCGAAACUACGACUCGCUUUUUCACCACUGGGAUCAGUAUUGAAUUUAAGUGUUUUUCUUGUGUUUUCACCGGCUGCAAUUAUUAUUAUUUUGCUUUCUCAUGGAGAUACCGCACACACACGGGCCCGUCUGUUUGGGUCAAGUUAAUCACUGGGCUUUUUGUUACGUUAAUCACUGGCCUUUUUGAACUGAAUCCUUUUUUGUUACAAUUUCUUGUGUUCAUACAAGUGGAUUAUUGAUUUGACUACUUUCAAACUCUCUAUCCUUCCAAAUCGUGCACGCAACAAGGGACCUCUCGCCCUAAGGAAACCCAGUCUCAGUAUUUGUUUCUGGACCACCAGGCAUUCGUAACGAGAUGGCCUGUGGUUCCGUGUCAUAUCUACCAGAACAGUGGAAAUCACCAGCAGUGGUCCUUUGGAACAUGCCCUUCUCAUGGUUCCCUCAACUCUCCAAGAACGGUGUGGAUGUAUGUAGGUGUAUAUAUAUCGAUAUAUAUAUUAUAUAUAUAUAUAUGCGCUAAUAGGUCACAGUAUAAUGUAAUAGUACCUUAUUUUGUUACCAAAAAUGAUAAGAAGACCAA